Antechinus flavipes (yellow-footed antechinus) is the source of this 1795-nucleotide messenger RNA. RefSeq names its product zinc activated ion channel (gene ZACN). Gene Ontology annotation, biological process: chemical synaptic transmission; monoatomic ion transmembrane transport; nervous system process. The coding region runs from base 83 to 1213 and encodes 376 amino acids. NCBI's taxonomy places the organism in Eukaryota, Metazoa, Chordata, Mammalia, Dasyuromorphia, Dasyuridae. Gene Ontology annotation, cellular component: synapse; neuron projection; membrane. The record is from RefSeq and is a predicted model, not a curated record. The transcript is spliced from 8 exons. Gene Ontology annotation, molecular function: transmembrane signaling receptor activity; neurotransmitter receptor activity; extracellular ligand-gated monoatomic ion channel activity.
GAGGGAUCAGGUAUUUGAGUGGCCAGGUUAACAUCAUCAAGAUUCCCUGCCCCCGUCUUCGUUUUCCAUUUCCACAGCCUGGAUGCCCCUAGCUUGCCUAGAAUCGCUCUUGGCAGCUGAGGUCAGUCCUCAGAUCCCGGAUAAUGGGAGUGCGCCUCUGCUCGUUGACGUGCAUGUGUUUGUGUCCAAUGUCUUCGAUGUGAACAUCUUGCAGUACACAGUGUCCUCUGCGCUGCUAUUGAGACUGUCGUGGUUCGACCCUCAUCUGUCGUGGCAUGAGACUACAGACCCACGGAGUUCCAUCACCUUGCCCUCAAACUUGCUGUGGACCCCGGACCUCACCAUCCGCGAAGGCCUCUCUGUAGAAUGGAGAGAGCACAAUCCACGGGCGCGGGUAAGCAGAAAGGGUUUUGUGGAGCUCUACACCGCGGUCACCACCAAGACGAACUGUGACUUUGAACUUCUCCGUUUCCCCAGUGACAAAAGCGACUGCAACCUCAGUUUCUAUGCUUUCAGCAACACAGUUGAAGAGUUGGCAUUUCACCCCCAUGCAGUGAAUGAGAUUGUGAGCGUAAAACGGGAAUAUAUGGUUCGAGGCUUAAAAGCUCAGGUCCCAGACCAGCAGCUGGUACCUUGCUUCCAGGUGACGCUAAGCCUAGAGAACACGGCUAUAAAGACAACAAUGGCUUUAGUGGUACCAGGGGUGGCAAUACUCCUCGCAGAUAUAUGCGGCAGCCUCCUGCCUCUGAAGGCUACUGAGCGUAUUUCUUACAAGGUGACACUGCUGCUUGGCUACCUUGUCUUCCAUUCAUCUCUGGUGCAGGCCCUUCCCAGCUCUUCCUCCUGUAAUCCUCUCCUGAUUUCCUACUUCACAGUGCUCCUGAUACUCCUCUCCCUCAGCACCAUGGAGACCGUGCUGAUGUCUGGCUUGCUGGCUCGAGGCAACUUCAGCCCAAAGAGCAGGCCAAACCCAGCUUCAAGAGAAGUGUUAGAUACUGCUAACCCAAAGCCCAGAUCUGAAGAGUCCCAAAGGAGAGUUGAGGGGCCAAGGAAGACUUGGGUUGAGGCUAUGGACCAUAUCUUCUUGCUGAUGUAUGCAGCCAUCAUCGGAUGCAGUCAAAUCAUCUUUGUCAUAGUUUGGGUCUGGUGGGAAUGCAAGUCUGACCCACCUCCUGCUACAGAUAUUCCCCAUGGAGGAAAACCUAAGAUCUAAAGGGCUAACACCAGAAAUUGGAUUCAAGAUUCUCAAGAACUAAGAGUCCAGACAAAUAAGAGCUCAGUUUUCCAAAGCUGAGGUCAAGAUUAUAUGACAAUGCCAGCUCUCUAACUCACUAGUCAGGGAUAUCCCUGGUCCUUUCCCUCUGUCAGCAUGCAAAUACUAGAAAAAUAAACCAUUCUGUUGAGACUGCAUUUAGCUCCAUGCUCUUGUGACUGUUCUCUCUUCAGGGCAGGCUUGGGUACCCCACAGACCUCCGUAGCUUUUCUUCUGCCCAUUUCUCUGUGAGCUCUGGACCACAUCUAGAGUAUCUAAGUAGGCCGAAAACGGACUCAGGUGGCAGGACUAAACAACCUAUCACAUGUUGGGGGUAGGUCACACAUUUCCGGUCCAGCCUUCCCUCUUCACAGGGCCUUUGCAAAAACUCUCCCAACCUGUUUCCAUGGCUUUUUUUGUCUAGACUCCUUUUUCUCCAAAGAAGAGCUCUCUACUGUGGUCACAUUAGCAACAGGAUCCUUGAUACUGCCAGACCAUUUUUUCCACCCCCACCUCUUCAUCCCUUUGUGUCCAAUCUGCCAG